Acaulospora morrowiae is the source of this 522-nucleotide messenger RNA. The record is from the annotation of a GenBank genome assembly. NCBI's taxonomy places the organism in Eukaryota, Fungi, Glomeromycota, Glomeromycetes, Diversisporales, Acaulosporaceae.
UACCAUCAUUCGAGAAAAGAAAAUUCAAAAGUCAAGAAUAGCCAUUAUUAAGAAUAAAAUGAUUAUUUCUCAAAAAAAUAAUGAUUUGCUGAUUGAACGUGUGGCACCUCAGCAAACCGAGUUGCUCCACGCUACCGCAAAAGCUGGGAAGCAAUCGCAGGUUGUACAACAAAAAAUAACUAAUGACUGUAGCAGUGUACAAGCUAUCGAAAACUUCAAGAUCAGUGAUGAGGAAGAGGUUCAACCGCCAUCAAAAAUGCUUAGGGUGGAUAAACUCGAACAGCCACAUACUCCAGUAGAUAAGUGGUUUGUAAAUAACAUCGACAUUUCCAAGAUAUGUCUCGAGUAUCGUGUAGUAGUGGUUAAAAAAUGCGAAUCCAAGGCAGUCAUCCUGAAUGCUAUCGAGGAACUGGCUUUAAGCCAUGUAUUUGUUUUUCAGGAAGAAAGCCCCCACGGAUUGUGCGAAUAUAUCGGCGAUAAAAUAUGGGAAAAGCUUUUGGUUGAGUUUCGAAAACUGUAUCC